GCACUUGAGGCCAGAUUGGGUGGUUCUCCAUUCGGCCCAGCAGGUACUGGCAAAACGGAAUCUGUCAAAGCUCUGGGUGUGCAGCUUGGUAGAUUUGUCCUCGUGUUCUGUUGUGAUGAAAAUUUCGAUUUUCAAGCUAUGGGUCGUAUUUUUGUUGGUUUAUGUCAAGUGGGUGCUUGGGGAUGUUUCGAUGAGUUUAACCGUCUCGAGGAAAGAAUUUUGUCUGCCGUGUCACAACAAGUUCAAACCAUACAACUUGGUCUCAAGGCUGCUGUAACUAAUCCCAAUACUGAAGUCGAAAUUGUUGGCAAGAGCCUAAAAGUUAACACCAAUACCGGUAUCUUUAUCACCAUGAAUCCUGGCUACGCCGGGCGUUCUAAUUUACCCGACAACUUGAAGAAACUAUUCCGUAGUAUGGCCAUGACGAAACCUGAUCGUGAAUUGAUCGCACAGGUCAUGUUGUACUCCCAAGGUUUCCGUACGGCUGAAAUUCUCGCUUCAAAAGUGGUCCCGCUGUUCAACCUUUGUACCGAACAACUUUCUCCGCAGGCACAUUAUGACUUUGGUCUUCGAGCCCUUAAGAGCGUGCUUGUGAGUGCGG
Acaulospora colombiana is the source of this 601-nucleotide messenger RNA. The record is from the annotation of a GenBank genome assembly. NCBI's taxonomy places the organism in Eukaryota, Fungi, Glomeromycota, Glomeromycetes, Diversisporales, Acaulosporaceae.